AUGCCAUCAUUCUUCAACCACCUGCGAGGUGGUCGCGAUGCACUCCUUCAUGGACGCGCAUCGGAUGAAUCCUCACCACCUGAUUCGAAAUCAUCUGAGCAGGGCAAGAUCAUCGCUCAAGAUCAAACAGUAGAGCCGGCUAUUCUCGAAGGAAAUGUCGACAACUACACAACCAGCGAGUCGCGUCGACAGAUUGGAUGGAUCUCAGCCGUAUUCCUAAUCUUCAACCGCAUGGUCGGUACAGGUAUCUUCGCAACACCAAGCGAGAUCCUCAGUCUCUCUGGCUCCGUCGGAUUGGCCCUUUUCAUGUGGGUUGUUGGUAUGCUCAUCUGCUUCGCGGGAAUGCUAGUCUACAUGGAGUUUGGUACCGGUAUCCCGAGAAACGGAGGCGAGAAGAAUUAUCUCGAGUAUGUGUACAGGAAACCAAAGUUCUUAGUCACUGCCAUGUAUGCGGGUUAUGUGGUCUUGCUUGGUUGGGCAGGGUCGAAUUCCGUCAUUUUUGGGGAGUAUAUCCUCAAUGCAGCGCAGGUGGAGGUUAACAGAUGGAAUCAGAGAGGUAUCGGACUUGCAUGCAUCACCACAGCGUUCUUGAUCCACGGACUUGCUCUGAAUUGGGGCCUGAGAUUACAGAACUUCCUUGGGAUUGUGAAGCUAUUGAUCCUUGCUUUGAUCAUCAUUUCUGGAUUCGUUGCCUUGGGAGGACAUCUUCAAAUUGAAAAACCUGACAACUUCAGCAAUGCAUUUGCUGGAACCACUGGAAGCGCGUAUGGUGUCGUGACUGCAUUGUACAACGUAAUCUGGAGUUACAUCGGUUACAGCAACGCAAAUUAUGCUCUAUCCGAAACCAAAGACGCCGUUCGUACACUCAAGAAAGCUGCUCCAGCUGCAAUUAUCCUUGUUUCAAUACUUUACAUGCUGGUCAACAUCGCUUAUUUUGCUGCUGUUCCAAAGGCCGACAUUGUCAGCUCAGGCCGCAUUUUGGCUGCAUCAUUCUUCCACAACAUGUUCGGUCCACGUGCCGAGCGAGUCUUGUCGGUAUUCGUUGCGCUGUCCGCCUUUGGAAAUGUUCUGAGUGUGAUUUUCUCUCAAGGUCGACUGGUGCAAGAAAUCGGACGGGAGGGUAUACUGCCGUUCUCCAAGCUCUGGGCAAGCAAUAAACCAAGAAACGCUCCGUUCAUGGGACUCUUCGAGCACUGGCUCGUUUCAGUCAUCAUUAUGCUUGCUCCACCACCAGGAGAUGCGUACAACUUCUUGCUCAAUGUCAUUUCAUAUCCUCUAGCCGUCGUCAACGUCUUCGUCGCUGGUGGUCUCAUCCAUCUCUACCUGCGUCCCUUCUCCAUACAUCGCAACCCGACAACAUGGGCACCACCUUUCCGCGCCACUCUACCAAUCGCCAUUUUCUUCCUGUUGUCAAACAUUUACCUCGUAGUCGCACCUUUCGUCCCACCUUCUGCGGGGCAAAAUGUUUACGAACAUCUACCCUACUAUCUGCAUUGCGUAGUCGGAAUUGGGAUUCUGCUCGCGGGAGCGGUGUACUGGUCGAUCUGGGCCAUUAUAUUGCCUAGAAUUGGUGGGUAUGACUUGAUCAGGGAGAGUAAAGUGAUGGAUGAUGGGUGGACGAGGAAUGUGUUUGCGAGGAGACCAAAAACGCUAUGA
This is a messenger RNA of Mollisia scopiformis, 1656 nucleotides long. Its product is annotated as amino acid transporter. The record is from RefSeq and is a predicted model, not a curated record. Gene Ontology annotation, molecular function: L-amino acid transmembrane transporter activity. Lineage: Eukaryota; Fungi; Ascomycota; Leotiomycetes; Helotiales; Mollisiaceae. The transcript has 7 exons. The coding region runs from base 1 to 1656 and encodes 551 amino acids. Gene Ontology annotation, cellular component: membrane. Gene Ontology annotation, biological process: amino acid transmembrane transport.